CCCAUAAUAGACAUUGAUUAUCACUAAUCCUAUGAUAAUUUGACAAUUAAAAAUAGUAAUUUGAGGGGUAUUUUAGUAAAACGGAGAAUUAACAAAAGAGAAAAAAUGAAAAAGAAAGGGGAAAAACGAGCUGUUCACAGCAGAGAGUAGUGAGAAAGAGAGAGAGAGAGAGAGAGAGUGUAUGAAAUAAACUUGCUUUGAAGGUAACAACAACAAUAAUUAGGGUUUCUUCUUUUCUUUCUUUGUAUGGAAUUCAGGAAUGUUGGAAGAAUUAGGGUUUUUCUAUUUUAUGAUUGAUUGAUUGAUCUCUGUAUAUAGUAGUAUUCAUACGAUCUUUGUGUAAUUUUCUUUUUGACGAGAUUCUGUAGAUCCAAGUGUGUGAUUCUUCAUUUUUAGGGUAUUAAGGUUGAAAACCUGGUGGAAAUUGAGAUCUUAAUUGGAUAGAAUCAGUUUUUGACUCACACUGGAAAUUUGUUUGACUAAAGGAAGACUUGUUUACAGUGUGUGACUAUCUGGUUGUCUGAGGUAUUUUUGUUGUUGUUGAAGUUUUUUCUACUUGUAUUAAUCUCUUGGGAAGGAUUUUCAAGAAUUUAUUUGGGGUUUUGUGGUUAAUAUCAAUCAUCAGUUAGUGGGAAAUCAUUUGGAUAAAUUUGGGGGUUACAUAUGACGUUCACGGACAUAAUUGGAGUUACUUGCAACAGGAAAUUUAUGGUAAAGAAAUUUAGAAAUUGGGGUAUGGUUUAAUGUAUGUAAUUAUAUGGUUUUCCCAUUGUGAGUGAAGGUGAAAAAAAUUUGAUUGUCGCUUGCCUUAUCGGGAUAUUGAGCUAACUAAUAGGAAAGAUAGCUGGUUAGUUUGUUGGUUGUAUUAGGAGAUUUUUGUGGUUUUGGUGAAAGGGUUUAAACAACGUGGAGAAGGGUUUGGGUGGCGAAUUAUGGCUGUUUUGGAGAAUUAGGUUUGAUACUUAUUGUUAUGAAAGAAUCAUACUAAGUUCUUGGGGAUUUGGGUAGUCAAAAUGCCUCCUUCUCCGGUGUUGAGGCGCUCUCCUAAAAAGGAUCUUAGAGUGACUACUCAUAAACGAGGCCGCAGUCUUGAAGGAGGAAUUAUUGUCAAACAGAAAGAUGAUGAUCUUCUUCUAUUCAAUGAGAUGGAACAUAAAGAGAGCGACAACAUUUUGCUUCAGUCUACUGAUGAAUUUGACGUAUCCUUGUCGAGAAGACUUGAUUCCAUUUCGAGUUUCAAGCUUGGGGUGUCAGUUCCAUCUCGUGGAGAGAGUAGUGACCUCCUCAAUGCAGACGAGGAGAAAAAUGACUAUGAUUGGCUGUUGACUCCUCCCGACACUCCUCUUUUCCGUUCGUUGGAUGAUGAGACAAUUCCAGUUAAUCUUGUCCAGAGGGGCAGGACUCGAAGUCAGCCCAUCUCCGUAUCAAGAGCAAGCACAGCUGAGAAGAGUUACAGGGGUAGUAGAACUAGUGCAAGUCCACAACGACUUAGCCCAUCUCCUCGGUCUGGAAAUAGUACUUUGCAGUCCAGGGGAAGGCCAUCUUCAGCUCGUAACUCUAGUCCAUCUCCCAGUGUAAGGCCUUCUAGUCCAUCACUGAGGCCGUCUACUCCCCCAAUUAAAAACUCAACACCUUCUCAGAGAUCUUCCACACCCACUUCUCGGAAGAUAAACGUUGGGUCAAGUGGCAAUGCAUCUUCAUCUGGGAGAGGAACCUCCCCUGUAAAUACUAGUCGGGGAAGCUCUCCUUCACCAAAAUUUAGUGCAUGGCAAUCAAGUAUCCCUGGAUUUCCAUCUGAAGCUCCACCCAAUCUCCGGACUUCUCUAGCUGAUACACCGGCAUCUUACGUAAGGGGCUCUUCACCAGCAUCCAGAAGUGGGAGGGAUUCCUCCAAAUUAGGACGUCAAUCAAUGUCACCAACUGCUUCUCGGAGUGCCAAUUCAGCAUAUAGUUAUGAGCGAGACCGACAUAGUACCCAGAGUAAGGGUUCGUUUGGAUCAUCUGGUGAUGAUGAUGUAGACUCUCUAUAUUCUACCAAUCUGAGUGUAUCCGAGCGGUCAGUUUCAAAGAAAGUUGGGUCACUACCAAAUGGAAAAGUCGUAUUCUCCAACAAGUCAUCAGGAACAUCUGCCUCUAGCUCGGCUCCAAAAAGAUCUUUCGAUUCUGCACUUCGGCAAAUGGAACGAAAAAGUCCACAAAUGUUCAGGCCACUUUUGUCCAGUGUCCCAAGUACUACCUUCUAUGCUGGAAAUGCAAACUCUUCUUUCCGUCCUAUGGCCUCUAGGAACUCCUCUUUAACAACUAGCAGUAAUGCAAGUUCUGAACAUGGUGCCAGUGUUGCACUUGAUACUGAGUGCAGUGAGCAUGACAAGGAUAAUCUGCCAAUUGAAAGCAAAAAGGUACCAUUUAACGAUGAUCAAAAUGACGAAGUCUUUAAAUUUGAUAGAGUUGAUGAAGUAGAUGAAGAUGGCGCGGAACAAGAUGUUAUUAGAGAUAGUAUCGGCGGAAUUAAUUCUAAAGAACAGAGCAUCAGUGCUGCGGCUAAAGAUAUUACUACAACCUCUCCUGAGUCAUUUAUUGUUGAAUUUGAUCAGUCAAAAGAUGCUCAUCUAAGGACACCAGCAACCUGUUCUCAAUGUGGCCGGAAGUUUGAUGCAGUUGAGUCAAUGGACAAGCACAUAAACAUUUGUCCAGUUUGCCAUGAAAAAGUUGCUUGCAUCAGUGUGCAUAUCCCAGACAUUGAAGCAGUGUUCACCGAUGCUGCAAGUCAUUCUCAGAUGACAUUGAAAGAGAAAAGAGAUGAUUUCGAGGCUGAUACCAAGGCGGGAAUACUCAAGAGGGCGGAAAUGGAACCUGUUCAAGUGAGGAUGAAUUUUGAGCAAGGUGAAAGUCUCAUGAAGAACAGUUCCCUUGAAAAGGUGAGAGUAGGAGGAGGGGUAAAGGACGAUCCGGAACAGCAAGUGGUGAUCCACCCAACACUUGAUUCAAGUCCUCACAAAGACACUGCUGGCGAAGAGUUCAAAAACUCCUAUCCAAACAAAACAAUUGAUGCUGAAGCUGCUGGUAUUUCCCUGCUACUGCGAAGGUCAAGUAGUAGUAAAUGGCAUGUUGUUCAGGGGAGGUCCUUUACUGCUACGAACGUUCCUUGCAAUAAUCCCUCCUAUGCACGAGAUAGCCAGAGCAGCAUGAGGAAUUCUAGUGGGCAUGGUAGUGCCUCUGCAUCUUCUUCUGGUGAUUGGAGCUCUUCCAAACAUACAGAUAUCCGUGUCCAGCGGCAGUCUAGCAGCAGGAUGUAUGACAUGGAGAACUCCAAUCAAUAUGUGGAUAUAGACGUUUUAAGGCGCUGGUCUUCUUUUUCUGUAUCUUCAAAUCAUGCGAAUAAAGAUACUGUGCAGACUAAGAGCACCCAAGAAGGAAAUUUUAGUGCUUCUAUUGAAAGGGAGGAUUACACGGGCUUAACUGAAAGUCAUGUAGUUUCUGAGGAACAUAGAAUCACGUCAAAAGGAACAGAAUUGGAUUAUAGAGAUCCUUCUCUUGCCAAUCAUGCUGUUUUCGAGGAAAAUAAACUUGCUCACACCGAAAGUGAUAGAAUGAUUGAUGGUUCAACUUCUGACAUAUUAAGCCCGACAAUGAGUAUCCAAUUAGAGGAAUUACGAGCAUUGGCAAGUAAUGAGGACUGUGUUUCAUCUGAUAACUACGAGGACCUUUCAAAUAAUGUAAGGAAUAACGCAGAUGCAGAAACAUCAGUUAUGACAGAAGAAACUGCCACAACGGGUAAAGCUGUACGUGGCACUGACAUGACUGGUGCAGAAUCAACAGCUCUAGAAAAUGAUGAUGCAAAUGCUCAAGAUUCUCAUAGUGAUUCUGGAGAAUCCCGAAAUUCAGAAAGCACUAUAGAUGAACAAGAGACUUCAGUUUCGCUGGAUCCUGCUCCAGAAACUAGUCUUUCAAAUCAAGUCCACGUCAUCGUAGAGGAAUCAAAUGUAGUAGUCGAGAACCGACAUAUGAGAAGAAGUCUAACACUGGAAGAAGCAACUGAUACUAUACUCUUCUGCAGCUCUAUCAUUCAUGAUUUAGCUUAUGAAGCUGCAACAGUUGCGUUGUCUAAGGAGAUUAAUGAAGUUCACCUGGAGGGUUCUGUUCCUACGAUUACUAUCCCAGACAAAUCAUGUUCUGAAAGAAAGGAUCAGCGUGGAAAGACUACUGUUCGUAAGCGGCCUCCUAAAUCUGAGAAAGCCCGUCAAAGGCGGGUGGAAACAGAAGAAAACAAAAACAGUAAUACUUCAGAAACUGACAUAACAAGUAAUGACUCUUUAAAGCAUGAUUCAGGGCUUCCAAAAAAGGUUGACACUUCAAGACCGCCUAAAUUGGAGUCCAAGUGCAAUUGCACAAUAAUGUAAGAUUCAAACCCACGAUAUCGAACUCUAAUAUCUCUCUAACAGCUUGUAUGAGGUCAGAGGGCGGGUGCAAGAGUUGUUUGUAUCUUAGUCUGUAGAAUUUUUCAUUUUCUUCCAAUUUUUGUGGCAGUUUGAUUGAUUGCCCCCCAUCAGUGUUUGUGUUAAUUAUUGUUACUCCCCACAAUUUAUUUGUAACCAAAAUAUGCACCUUAAGUAGUUACCAAAGGGUGUGUGAGAUAAUCAUGUAAAGUUUUGUGUUUACUGUCUGAUUUCACGAGAGUAUUGCGAAUUUGCUCCUGAUUGUACCAAGAUUGUCCCAUUCUAAAACUGUAACCUUAUUACUAGAGAUUCAGAUUUGAUUUUCAUUA
Papaver somniferum (opium poppy) is the source of this 4765-nucleotide messenger RNA. RefSeq lists its product as uncharacterized. The record is from RefSeq and is a predicted model, not a curated record. Bases 1014 to 4400 code for a protein of 1128 amino acids. Gene Ontology annotation, cellular component: cortical microtubule. Gene Ontology annotation, biological process: cortical microtubule organization. The transcript is spliced from 6 exons. NCBI's taxonomy places the organism in Eukaryota, Viridiplantae, Streptophyta, Magnoliopsida, Ranunculales, Papaveraceae.